CGAGGCAGAAAUAUGGUGCCGGGAAAGGUGUUCCCACUGCUCUUGGUCUCCUUGGGCCUAGCUCUGGCGGACUUGGAGGAAAACGACCGCAGCUCCCCGCCCCUGGCCAAGCGCUAUUCAGAAGGCACCUUUAUCAACGAUUACAGCCGGGCCCUCAGCAGCCUGCAGGAGAAGAAGUUUGUGGACUGGCUGCUGAAGCAGAAGGAACGAAAGAAAGACUACAUCGGCACCAGAUCAGGCCGGGACCUCCAAACCCGCCAAGACGCAGAGAGGGGAGGACUCGGCGGGACGGCCGGGAACCCUGGAAACCCCGGGAACAGACAGAGGUCUCUGCCGGUGCCAGACAUGGAGGUGCUGAUUGCCGGCUGGACCGAUGACCUGCUGGAACUGCUGGUCAACUACGACCUCCUCAGGACCUAGCGGUCGCCUCGCCCUGCGGCCCGAUUUCCGAACCCAGAGGCUGGAUGCCGAGCAGCUGACGACGGAAGGCCUCGUUGCGCGGUUCUCAAGAGCGGGCUCCUGCUACCCUGCUUCCUCUCCUAAUAAUUCAAUGAAGGCCAAUAAAGGCGGAAAUUGAAA
Molecule: messenger RNA, 579 nt
Organism: Ornithorhynchus anatinus (platypus)
Lineage: Eukaryota; Metazoa; Chordata; Mammalia; Monotremata; Ornithorhynchidae
Gene: GIP
Product: gastric inhibitory polypeptide
Exons: 5
Coding region: 13-420 (135 amino acids)
Biological process (GO): regulation of fatty acid biosynthetic process; response to starvation; response to glucose
Cellular component (GO): extracellular region
Molecular function (GO): hormone activity; glucagon receptor binding
Source: RefSeq, a predicted model, not a curated record